UUCUUGCUUUAACAUACGCAACAUAUUCGGAAGCCCCAACCCCUCUCUCUCUUUCUCUAUAAUAUGGAAGUUUGAUUUUGACCCGUCGCCAGCCACCGCCACCUCUUUUUCUCUCCAUCAAUGGCUGCCCCACCCCUUCCCAACAUUCUCUAUCAUAUUCAUAUACCAUCUUCUUAAAGCCUUCCGUCUCCUUUCAUUUCUCUCUUUUGCUUCCCCCAAUUCAACUUCAUAUUAUAAAUACCAACCGCAAGGAGAAGACAAAAACCCUUUCUUCUUUCUAUAGGUUCUGGUAAAAAAGCAACUACUAUGCAAUCUUCAAGCGGUGGUGAUAACGACUUCGGUUCACUCCAACAAUUUUUGAACCCCUCCCUUGUCUCUCACCACCAGCACCACCCACACACUUUACUGGCUCAAGGACUCGAUCAAGUUCCGUUUCCGAGCUCAUCAUCGAUGCAACCAAGGCCAGUUGGUGAACUUAAUGGUGUUGUCAAGAACCCCAAGAAGCGAACAAGGGCGUCAAGGAAAGCACCCACUACGGUUCUCACCACUGACCCAACCAAUUUCAGAGCCAUGGUGCAAGAAUAUACUGGAAUUCCUACACCACCAGGCUCAUCAUCAUUUUCUCGAAAGCUCGAUAUUUUUGGCUCUGGUUCAUCAGGUACCCGGUCGUCCACUCACUUGGAACCUUUACGUCCCUCGGCUAAAAGGGUUCAGCCUGCUGCAACUUCAUUAUUAAACAAUAUUCCUUUAGCUGAAGCUUCUAAUAUGUUAAACUUUCAAGCCCAGAUUCUCCAGCCUCCACUUCAGCCUUCUCUUAAUAUGCCUGGUUGUCCAGCUUCAGCUUCUUCAACAAUGGCUUCCCUCGAUGGUGUGAGUGGGAACCUCGGUGGCUUACAUGGAAACUGGAGAGGUGCGGUUGGAUUAAACAAUGGGAAUCAAGAUCAUUUCAGGCCGUUUGAUGGGAUUUACAGUAAUACUUCUCAGAGACUUAACAGUUUCAAGUCGAAUUACUCUUCAUUAUCGGAUUUCCAACAUGAAAAGGGACUGGAAAACGUUUCAUCCAGAGCUCAAGGCACAGUUGAUUCAUGGAUAUCUCCUGCAGACUAGAAUAGUUUACUGAACUGUUACAAAUUUAAAUGUGCAGAAGCACUGGUAAAUUUAAUGUGUAAAGAAUUUCGCUGCACUAGUCAUCAUAUUCUCUCUUUUCUUUUCGUUCAUUUUAGAAAUAAUCAUCAAUAAUUUAAUUAAAA
This is a messenger RNA of Gossypium arboreum, 1250 nucleotides long. RefSeq lists its product as uncharacterized. Bases 307 to 1107 code for a protein of 266 amino acids. Lineage: Eukaryota; Viridiplantae; Streptophyta; Magnoliopsida; Malvales; Malvaceae. The transcript has a single exon. The record is from RefSeq and is a predicted model, not a curated record.